Messenger RNA from Pongo pygmaeus (Bornean orangutan), 4261 nucleotides. It is a transcript of the gene ZCCHC17, whose product is annotated as zinc finger CCHC-type containing 17. Gene Ontology annotation, molecular function: zinc ion binding; RNA binding. NCBI's taxonomy places the organism in Eukaryota, Metazoa, Chordata, Mammalia, Primates, Hominidae. The coding region runs from base 2667 to 3521 and encodes 284 amino acids. Gene Ontology annotation, biological process: RNA stabilization. The transcript has 9 exons. The record is from RefSeq and is a predicted model, not a curated record.
GGGGUCGGCGUUUAGUUCGGCGCCGCGACUCGGGGACCUGGAGCUGACGCCUAGUACGUAUGAGGAAGAGCGGGGUGGGUGGCUGCCUGAGUCUGGAGGCGACGCCUCGCUUGUGCAGUCUGAACCUGCCCUUCUCAGCUGAGGGUGCUGAUAGCAAGGGGUGGGAGGCGGGCCCCGAGUCCCCAGCUGUGGUAAGUAGUAGCCUGGGCUCCCUUUCGGGGCAGGAGCGGAGCCUUGGGGUCUCUGGCGGCAAGACCCAGACCCUGCGGCUCCCUUCUUCAAGAGUGCCCAUCGUGGCCAGUCCUGUGCCGGGCAUUCCCAGGGAGAAAGGCCUGCGUCCCAGCCUCCUCCGGUGCCCCAUUUGGCCGAGGAGGCUGACUUGUUUCUGCCACUGAUUUUGCAGUUUUUGCUUAGGGCCUACUGUAUGCCCCCCUGAGAGAGACAGUGAUGGAGGAAAUUUCCGACUCCUUCUCCAGAUCACAGUCCUGUUGAGAAAUUUGAGACUCAUGCCCAUGAACGUGGUCAUUGCCUCAGUCGUCCUGCUGAUAUUUAUUUAGCAGCGCGUUGGGGGUACGUUGUGAACUGGACACGGUCCCUACUCUCAGGGCGUUUAAGUCUGGUGGGGAAAACGUUAAACAAUGACCUCACUAAUACAUGGAAAUGCCUCCUAGUGCUGCCUGAUGCUAUGAGUGCCUGAAAUAAGCAGGAAGGUUUUUCAGAGGAAAAGAUGCUUGCGCUGGUAGCUGCAGGAAGAAUUGUAAUUAAUUAGGUGAAGAGGUGAAGGCAGAACCUUCCAUAGAGAACUACUUGUUAAGAGCCCUGAGGCACUUGGGAGGAAAAUGACUAAAAGCACAAAGAGCCAUUGUGGCUGGUACAAGAGAAUGAAGGGAGUAUGGUACAAGAUGAAGCUGUACGUGAUAGCAGUCAGACCUUGCAGGAAUUUGUAGCUUUUAUUUUAAAACGGAUGAGAUACCACUGAGCUGUCUUCCCCCAGUGGGGUGUGGUGGAGGAGGGAGCUUGAUCCCUCAGCCUCAGUGGUGUGAACAGACUGGGGUUGGGGAAGCCCUAGUCGAUGUAUGUGGACCACUUAGGAUAUGCAGUAAUCCUGGUCAGAGAUAUCAGUGAGGACUGAGAUAUGGGUGGAACUGCAGAGAAUUGGACAGAUUCUAGAGGUAUAUAGGAGGUAAAAUGGGUGGGACUUGGUGAUGGGUUGAUUUUAGGGAGUGAAGAGAGGAAUCAAAGGUAACUCCUAGGUUUCUGGCUUAUGUAGUUGAAUAGAUGGUGGUACCAUUCACUCACUAUAACGGAAUCCCUCAAGCUGAAUAGGGAACACUAGAAGAUGAUUAGAGACCAGUUUUUUUUUUUUUUUUUUUUGAGACAGAUUCUUGCUCUGUCACCCAGGCUGGAGUGUGGUGGUGCAAUCUUGGCUCACUGCAACCUCCACCUCCCAGGUUCAAGCAGUUCUCCUGCCUUAGGCUCCCCAGUAGCUGGGGUUACAGGUGGAUCACCUUAGGUCAGGAGUUCGAGACCAUCCUGACCAAUAUGGUGAAACCCUGUCUCUACUAAAAAUACAAAAAUUAGCUGGACAUGGUGGUGUGUGUCUGUAAUCCCAGCUACUCGGGAGGCUGAGGCAGGAGAAUCGCUUGAACCUGGGAGGAGGUUGCAAUGAGCUAAGAUCGCGCCGUCGCACUCUAGCGUGGGUGACAAGAGCGAAACUCCGUCUCAAAAAAAAAAAGAAAAAAAAGGGUGGUUUCGUGGCAAGUGUGUGUGGCCCUUGGAAUGGCCUAAGAUUUGUCUCUUUCUUGCUAUGUGGUUUUGGACAAGUUAUUUCAUUCCUGUAAAAUAGGAUUACUUGCUUUGUAAAGGAGUUUUAAGGAUUGAAAGCAGGUUUAUAAAGUACCUUAUAUAUAAACAUCAAUCAAUAGCAUACUGUCUUGAUGAAUUAACAAUUUAAAUGGGGUAAAAUUAAAUACUUCACUAUUUUAGUAGACAAUUUCCAUGUGUGUUACACUGUGCUAGGCACUGGAGAUUUGGGGAGGAAGGAUAUGAUGGUGUGCAAGACAAAGGCAUGCUUACAAGAAUUCCACAUUCUACAAAGGGAGGAAAAAAAUGUCCCUAAAAAGGAUUUGAAUCCCAUCUCCGUCCUUCAUAUUUUGCAAUCUUGAGCAAGUUUACUUAGCUUCUCUUGUGCCCUCAUUUUUAAAAUGGCAAUGAUAAUUGCCUGUUUUAUGGGAUAGUCAAGAAGAAAAUUAUUGAGUGUCAUGAAGAUAAAAUUUUAAAAAGAAAAAUUAGUUAAGAGAAGUAAAGCUCUUAGAUUAAUACAUGGCAGAUAUGAAGCACUCAAAUAUUAGCUAUUAUAAGACUUUGAAGGGAUCUUAGGAAUAAUUGACUGAAAGAGUAGUGUCAGGUGGUAGAAUAAGUGCUGAUCCUGGGGUCUUGUACCAAUGUUGCUAACUGUGAGCAGCCUUUGUCAAAUCACUUGGCUUCGUUUUCAGUUGCAUAAGAGUAAUAGGUUUAAUUAUUUCCAUAAUUCCUUUAAGUUUUUACAUUUUCUGAGUUCACCUUUUGUGUUUUUCCUGGCAUUUUACUAUUCCUCUUUCCUGCUUUUGGCUGUUUUCUCAACAGGUCCAUGACUGGAAUUUGAAAGCAAGAAGCAUCUAUCUUACAUGGUCACUCUAGAAUUUGGUGGGAGGGCGAAAAGUUGGACCACCAGUUUGACAUUUGAAAGUGUCCUGGCCAGGACACUUGUAUUAGCUUUAAUAGAAGAGAAAUGGAGGAGCCAUAGAAUAUUAAGGAUGAAUUCAGGAAGGCCUGAGACCAUGGAAAACUUGCCUGCUCUCUACACUAUUUUCCAAGGAGAGGUUGCUAUGGUGACAGACUAUGGGGCCUUUAUCAAAAUCCCAGGCUGUCGGAAGCAAGGUCUGGUCCAUCGAACUCAUAUGUCAUCCUGUCGGGUGGAUAAGCCCUCUGAGAUAGUAGAUGUCGGAGAUAAAGUGUGGGUGAAGCUUAUUGGCCGAGAGAUGAAAAAUGAUAGGAUAAAAGUAUCCCUCUCCAUGAAAGUUGUCAAUCAAGGGACUGGGAAAGACCUUGAUCCCAACAAUGUUAUCAUUGAGCAAGAAGAGAGGCGGAGGCGAUCCUUCCAGGAUUACACUGGGCAGAAGAUCACCCUUGAGGCUGUCUUGAACACAACCUGCAAGAAGUGUGGCUGUAAAGGCCACUUUGCAAAAGAUUGUUUCAUGCAACCAGGUGGGACCAAAUACUCUCUGAUACCUGAUGAGGAAGAGGAAAAGGAAGAGGCAAAGUCAGCAGAGUUUGAGAAGCCUGACCCUACAAGGAAUCCUUCUAGAAAAAGAAAGAAGGAGAAGAAGAAAAAGAAACAUAGAGAUAGGAAGUCAUCUGACUCUGACAGCUCAGAUUCUGAGAGUGAUACAGGCAAGAGGGCAAGGCACACAUCAAAAGACAGCAAGGCAGCAAAGAAGAAGAAAAAGAAGAAGAAGCACAAGAAGAAGCACAAGGAGUGAGAGUAGAAAGAGUGUAGGGGGUGGUUGAGAGUAAGAAACCAGGAGCCUUGUGCCUUGAGACUCCUGGAAAGACUCAAUAGUGAGAAUAUAGCCUCCCACCCCAUUAACUUCGCUCCCAUGGGAGAUGGCUUCCCCUCAUGCAACAGGCAGGUUUGGGAGUUAGAGGUCAAAAGCAGCUGCCUGAAUGAGUUGUUGUUUCCUUAUCACUCCUGGUCCCUUUGCAAGUGAACCCUGCAGCUCACCCAUUCAUUCACCCAACUUCCUUCAUUCAGCAGGAGGUCCUAUUACCCUCUCCAGCUGCCACUGCCAGAGCUGGAUUCCUGUAAAGGAGUCCAGGCUAGAGCCACAGAGACUGUUGUGGAGGUGAGUUCGGCUGUAGUUAGUGAUUGGACCCUUCCUAUUGGUCUGUCCUGGGCCGAUUGGUGGGUGAUCUCUGCUGCAUCCAACAUGGGAGCAGAGACAGACUGGCAGCAGGAGGGGGGAACAUGGUGAGAAGUGGUGCUCACUUUUCCCAUUCCUCCUAACAUAGUUGUACUGUGCUAGAAGUGGCAUCCAGCGGCUACAGCUAGAAAACAGUCUGCAGUGUGACUUGUGUAUUGCAUUCCAGCAGACCACUGAACCAGAGAGCGAAGCCAAGAUCAUUGUUCUACUUUGUAUUUACUACUGUGUGAAUCAGUUGAUUCUACUUCAGGUCCUUGCUUAAAUUCCUGUCACUAAAUGGAAAUGUGUUUGGUUUUAAA